GAACAUAAGCAUAAUAAAUGUACCCGUUGGAUACCUAUUAUAAACACUGACCGGGUACAUUUUGACACACUCCGGUAUAUUAACACACUCCAGCCGCUGUGACACUUGCAACAUGCCCAACCGAAAGCGGCUUGCCAAGGAUUAUUCAACAAAAAAAUCGAGCCGACAUAGGCCUGACGAUUACUCCGUGUCAAACAAACGAGGACGCCAUGACGACUACCCAACAACUAUCAGUAAAUGUGAUUUGAUACAAUUUAACUAUAUACGAACGGGUGAAAGGGGACUCCGUGGGACAGACCGUCGCCCCGAGGACGACGCGGAUCGAAGGGAUGAUAGAUGGAACUCCCCCAGCAGCAGCAGCAGUAGAGCUAGCCCCUACUCAAGGAAUAGUGAACACGAACGUUACGACUACGGACGUGGCAUGGAGUUUCGACGUUUGGACGAGGUGGUCAGCCAAAAGCCCAUGUCUAGAAAGGAAAUGAAAAGACCGCGUUACCCGAGAAGGUCGGACAGCGUUACAUCAUACUCACCUGGCGUCCACCAAGCAAAAGGAGCAUCACUGUUUAACCUCUCUGUUCGGGAAUUGGUCAGUGAAAUAGUGAAGCGACUGGUCUUAAUGGGAGGGACAGUGAGCAUGGACAAUCUGAAAUCUUCUGUUAGCACUGAUGGCCUUAUCGAAGAGGUCGAGGCAUUGUCUAGCGAUAGAACCUUGGAAGGGUUGUUGAAAGAUUAUAAAGAAACCUUUACUGUGACUGACUUUGGUGGACCUCUGUGGCAGAAUGGUGUGAGGGAAGAAGUUGAUACGACCGUCACCUAUAACUUUAACUUAGAGCUUUGUAAAGUAAAUGGCACUAAACCAGGCAUGUGCAUCGGAAACUGCAAAAACCUACACAUUUGUAAGUUCCAUUUAAUGAGCAAGUGCCAGUCAAUGGGAUGCAAGUAUGGACACGGCGAAGAAGUCGGACAUAAUGAGGAUGUUUUACGCCAUCAUUAUCUGGAUAGACUGAGUCGUGAAGAAGUAACCAAGCAGCUUCUCGGCUUGCAAAACAGACGUGGCCUAACUGUUCCAGAGUUAUGCACAUUCUACAGCACCGCCAAAGGUUGUAACAAGGUUGAAACCUGCACCUUUCUGCACUUGUGUAAGUUCUAUAUCUUGGAUAAGUGUGAGUAUUCUCUUCGCUGUAGACGGCAGCAUGAUUUCUCGGAUCAACACACAGAAAAAGUACUGAGACUGUAUGGAUUAGAAGGCAUAUCAGACAAAAGAAUUAAAGAGUUCUUAAAGCAAGCCUACAGUGAUCCAAACGGGGUGAACAAAUCCAGUCGUCCCGUUAGACCUUCGCUAGAUGGAGCCCCUUGUCCGCGAUGGAUCAUGCAUGGUGAAGGUCGAAAGGCACAUCACUUGCUUGAUACGGAAAUAAGACAGCUAGAGGAGAUGUACCGAGAAUACCUAGAUGUUGUACAGCGCACCAUUACCAUCAAGGGUCAGCCUGUCCAUGUGAAUUUUGCCAAAAUGACAGCGAGACUGGAGGGAAGUCAGUGGGGCCUGCAGCUUAGACGCCUGUCCAAUGAAAUGAUACCACGGUCAUAAGAAAUGCAAUAGUGUCUGUAUGGGUACACCUUGGCCCAUAUUCAUGAAACUGAUCUUAUGCUCAGGUACGGAAUUUGUGCUCAAGCCGAAUUUCUUGAUCCCGUUAUAAAUUCAUAAAAAUAAUGUUCUUUUUUCAAUGAUUUGGAAA
Molecule: messenger RNA, 1736 nt
Organism: Mizuhopecten yessoensis (Yesso scallop)
Lineage: Eukaryota; Metazoa; Mollusca; Bivalvia; Pectinida; Pectinidae
Product: poly [ADP-ribose] polymerase 12-like
Exons: 4
Coding region: 113-1588 (491 amino acids)
Molecular function (GO): metal ion binding
Source: RefSeq, a predicted model, not a curated record